Drosophila mojavensis is the source of this 2110-nucleotide messenger RNA. RefSeq lists its product as uncharacterized. Lineage: Eukaryota; Metazoa; Arthropoda; Insecta; Diptera; Drosophilidae. The record is from RefSeq and is a predicted model, not a curated record. The transcript is spliced from 2 exons. The coding region runs from base 776 to 1960 and encodes 394 amino acids.
GCUCGGGGGCAGCGAUUCGAGCAGUUGGUGGCUGCUUUCGCUGGCGGGCAGACGCGCUUCACACACGAGCACGAGUGUGUGCCGACCAGCUGAUCGCACAGAAUCGAGAGAGAGGGCAACACUGAGAGCGGGAAGGCACGACGAGCGAAUCGGCCGUGAGAGAGAGCGCCGCGUGCGUUGGAGCGAGACGGACAAUUCGCUCUCAGUGCUAAAAAUAUUUGAUUCUUUUUUUUACGCGAAUGUGUGUGUGUGUGUGUAUGUUUUUUUUCUUGUUACACAAAUUGAAUAAAACUGUGUUUGAAGGUGCAUUCAAAUUUGUAGUGCAGUGUGGCUGUUGUUGUUGUUGUUGUCGAAAGUGGCACACCUAAAUGUCACGGGAAGGCAAGCAGCAGCAGCAGGUAGCGGCAGUGAAUGCCUACUAAAAAUAUACCCCACAUACUAAGAGCGCAGAGAUGAAAGCAUCCAAGAGCGCGGCGCGUGGGUAGAAGAAAAAAAAAAAAAAAAAAAAAACAACACAAAGCAGAAACGCCUUUCAUUUCAUGCACACAGACAAAGAGAGGCGGCAGUUAAUAUAUAUACAGAAGGCAUACAUACAACAUAGUAUAAUUGUUAGCAUAGCUGAGAUAAACAAUAAAUUGGCAGCCAGCCAGCCGUAGGGCGGCCAGGAAAAGCGCUUACGGCGUACUCUCUGGCUGGCGCGUCGCGCAACGGACAGCAAACAGGUGGAAUCGUCAACAAAGGCAGCCAGCUGCCAGCGCUGCCUCAGCCAAGAGCAAUGUCAAAGCAGCUGCACCAGCAGCUGCAGCAACAGGAAGAACUGAAUACAGACUCCACGUCCGACUACGAGGAGCAGCAGGAGCUGGACCAGCAGGCGGAGCAGGAUGCGUAUGACCCGCUGUCCAAUCUGCUGCGCCUGCAGCUGCGCAAGCCCAGCCACUGGAACUGGGAGCUGAACACCUCGCGCAGCUGCAGCAACAUAGCACUGCCCCGCAUACUGCUCUACGAUCACACGGGCGCCCUGCUGGUGAACGCGGAUGGGCACAGCGAGCAGACGUACCGGCCCAGCAGCGCGCAGGACUGCAGGCGCAAGCGGGCCUCGAGCAGCCUCAGCAGGAGCCUGCAGCAGGCGCGACUCGCCGGCAGGCUGAAUGGCCUCAGCAUUGGCGAGGCGACGGCCAGCAGCGAGACGCACUCGGCCCUCCGCUCGCCCGCGAGGCAGCAGCUGGCCGGCAGCUGCAUUGAAUUCAGCACCCACGAGCUGCCCGACUGGCAGCCGCAUGAGGUGGGCAGCUCGCGACGCUCGAGCUCGCUGCGCGGCGUGCGGCUGGCGGUGGAGGACGAGCGGCAGGCCAAGCCGCAGCGCACACAGGAAUCGGCGUACCCCACGCCGCCGUCCACCUCGACGCUGACCACUACGGCGAACUCCUCCUCGUCCGGUCCGCGGGAGAAGCGUCGCUACCGACGCUCGCAUAGCUCCGGCCAGCACUCGAUACUGGAGCGGUUCAGCAUGACGCGCGGGCGGCACUCAUCGCCCGAGUAUGCCCAGGAGCAGGAGCUGGAGCACAGGCCGCGCUAUUACCUCUGCAGCAGCAAGGCGGGCACCCUCGUCAUCCAAGAGGACAGCUUCAGUCGCGUGCGGCAGCGCCGGCGCCGGCAACGGCACUCCUCCGCCGACAACGUGCUGUCACCUCAUGGCAAGAGCCCCGCGGAUAGCGACGUGCAGGUCACGGCGCCCAAGCGUCAACAGUCGCAGCUGCGCUGCCGGCAGGCGCCACCAUUAACAUCCGACGAGGACGCCGACGCCCUAGGCCAGGGCCAGAGCCACAAGCCAUUGGCGAGGCACUCGCGUGGCAGGCGUGGCAAGCGCGCUUGCGGCAAGGAUUCGCCGGCGCCAGAGCUCAUCACGGUCGAUCCAGGCAACUGCAUCUAUAGAGCGGAGCCCUGCGCGACGCAGCGCUAACUCGCGGACGGGAUAUGCUCACGUGAGCAUCGAGACAACUUACUGUUACUUACAUAUAUAAAUAUAUGGGCCACCUCCUGCUUUGUUUUGGUCUUGAAAGCCAACUCUAUGUAAAUUAAUGCAAAUAAAAAGAAUAGCACACACAGUGAA